CAGCUCUCAUUAAUCAUCAUUCAUCAUCUUCACCACUCUCUCUCUCUCUCAUCUUUCUCUCUCUAAACUUUUAUUUUUUUAUUUUUUUUAAUCUCAAAUCGGAUGGGUUCAUCUUCAGACGAGGAGGGGGAGGAGUACUUGUUCAAGGUGGUGAUAAUCGGCGAUUCCGCCGUCGGCAAAUCGAACCUGCUCUCCCGCUACGCCAGAAAUGAGUUCAGCAUGCACUCAAAGGCCACCAUCGGGGUUGAAUUCCAGACGCAAACCCUCGAAAUCGACGGCAAGGAAGUCAAGGCUCAGAUUUGGGACACCGCCGGACAGGAGAGGUUCCGCGCCGUCACUUCCGCCUACUACCGCGGCGCGUUCGGCGCACUCGUCGUCUACGACAUCACCCGGAGGUCAACUUUCGACAGUGUUCCCCGCUGGCUCGAUGAGCUCAAGACACAUUCCGACACGACUGUUGCAAAAAUGCUGGUAGGAAACAAAUGCGACUUGGGAAAUAUCAGAGACGUGAGCGUGGAAGAAGGCAAGAGCCUCGCGGAAUCCGAAGGCUUGUUUUUCAUGGAGACGUCUGCUUUGGACUCGACGAAUGUUAGAAAGGCUUUUGAAAUAGUCAUACGCGAGAUUUAUAAUAACGUGAGCAGGAAGGUUUUGAAUUCGGAUUCUUACAAAGCGGAGUUGUCUGUAAAUCGAGUGUCCAUUGUCAAUAACGGCAGCGGCGAUGGAUCGAAGAAGAGUGGGGGGUCUUAUUCUUGCUGUUCCAGGUGAAAAAAAAAAACCGAACUCAAGGCAAGGAAGGCUGCCUUUGUUUUUGGUUGAAUUUUUAUAUUUUUCUAAUACUAUUCUUCUAUUUGUUUCUUCUUUAUUGAUUAGAAUUGGAUAUUCUAUAUAAUGAUCUAAAUAUGGGAUUUUUUUAUAUAUAUUCUUUUUUGUGUUUUUAUAUUUUAAAGAGUAAUUUGAUUUGAUGGUCAAGGGAUUUCUGAAGUAUAGAUAUUUGAUUUGA
Erythranthe guttata (spotted monkey flower) is the source of this 1000-nucleotide messenger RNA. RefSeq names its product P-loop containing nucleoside triphosphate hydrolases superfamily protein (gene ARA4). NCBI's taxonomy places the organism in Eukaryota, Viridiplantae, Streptophyta, Magnoliopsida, Lamiales, Phrymaceae. The record is from RefSeq and is a predicted model, not a curated record. Gene Ontology annotation, molecular function: GTP binding; GTPase activity.